AUUAUUCGAAUUGUUAUCUAAUGGCUAUCCAGUAAUGAUUAAUAUUGAAAACAAAAAUAAUAAUAAAUAUAGAAUAUAUACAUUAUCAGUAUAGGAAGUAAAAAACGACUCAGAUUGGUGGUUUCGAGAAAGAAAAAUAUCAUAAUGAAUGUUGUAAAAAGGGGUACUCUAAGUACUAGCUUUAAGCGCAAAGGAAAAAAUGAGUUCAUUUACAAAGAUGGAGCUAUAGGAAUUCGCGGGGCUGUAACAAAAUUACCCAUCAUGUCUGCUAUGUUACAAACAUCACGGGCUACUGCAAAAGCUCCUAGAUACAAAUUUAAUAAAGACAAUGACCUAGAAAGAAAACGAAAAUCAACCAUGGGGCCACCCUCGGGACUACCACCUACAGUAAAAAGAAAAUUAAUAACAUCAAGCUCUAAACUGGAUUCGUCAUCAAGUUCUCGUAUACCGCCUCGCAUUCUAGCUAGCGAUUCAGCGGCAAUGGACUCUUCGUUUUACACACCAAAGAACCGGCCAGCUGCUAUAAGAUACAUAAGUAGUAGUAGCAGAGGACCCCACAGCGGCAAUCGAUCCGCACGAUCAACAAACACAAGCUUCGUUGAAGCUAGUGUAAUAUUAGCUAUUUCAGAAGGUCGCGGUAUGGCCCGCGGAGAAAUAGGAAUGGCUGCUAUAGACCUGCGUCAUCCGAAUUUAAUCCUAUGCCAAUUUAGUGAUACGUUGCUAUACACUCACACUAUGACGAAGAUAAACUUUUUUAACCCUGUUGAGAUUAUUGUGCCCCAUACAUUCUGCGAAGGAAUACAGCCCAGCCAAUUGUACCAAUUGAUCAAAGAUCAAUAUCCUCUGAUCAAUUUAACAGCUGUCCAAAGGCGACAUUUCAAUGAUGCGACUGGCAGACAGCAAAUACAAUCACUAUGUGCACCGCAAUACAGCGCUGUCUACCUUCAAGUAUUGCAUAAAUUUUACGCGCUCACAGCAGCUGCAGCGGUGCUUAAAUAUGUUGAGUACAUACAGUGCAUAGUAUUUGCCAGGGAAUCUAUUAAAAUCGAAUAUCAUUCAUCCGAGAAUACAAUGAUUAUUGAUGUAGGUACAGCAACGCAAUUGGAGCUGGUUCAACCUUUAGUGCCAUCAGCCGGGCCGACCUGUUGUUUACUCGGUGUUCUUGGUCCAACAUACACUGUAGGUGGUAUCCGGGCGUUAAGAGCUGCAAUACUCCAGCCAUCUUGUAAAAAGGAAUUCAUUGAAGCUAGAUUGGAUGCAGUGCAGGAAUUAAUUGAAAACGAUUCAGGAAUUUUGUCUGGUUUACAAGACACUAUAAAGAAACUGUCUGAAAUAGACAAAAUUCUCUUACUCUGCAUAGAGACGGACCAACAAAUGGAUAAGUAUGGAGAAGCGCAAUUGAAUCAAACGCUUCUAUUAAAAACUACCAUGGAUAUGGUCCCAAACUUGGUAGAAGCUCUGAAACCAGCUGAGAGUGGUCGACUUAGGAAAAUUAAGAUGGAUUUUGAAAAUCCACAUUACAACGAAAUAGCAGAACGCAUAAAGUGUGUUUUGUUGGACGAUGCUCACAUGGAAAAAGGUGCUAUGGGAAGUCUUCAAAGAUGCUUCGCUGUGAAGCCAGAUAUCAAUGGUCUUCUAGACGUAGCUAGAAGAACGUAUUCAGAACUUAUUGAGGAUAUUCAAAAGAUCGUUGAACAGCUCAGCGAGACUUAUGAUUUGCCCCUUCGACUUAAUCAGAAUGUUAUGAAGGGAUUCCAUAUUGUUUUACCUGUUUCUCUCAAAAAUAGGAGAGAUUUUAAUGUUAAUGAUUUACCGGAAAUAUUUAUACAGGUACAUUUUAAUGGAUCGUCUGUGACAAUGACAACAGAAGAGUUAGUAGUUCUUGAUCACCAAGCAAAAGAAGCUCUUAAUGAAAUUCAGAAAAUGAGUAAUAUUGUAAUUUCAGCUUUACUCAAGGACUUGAGACCUUUCAUGCCGAGUCUUUACAAGCUUUGUGAAGAUGUCGCAGAGUUGGAUAUUUUAAUUGCAUUAGCACAAAUAAGUACAGUUGGCUCCUACAUUCGUCCUGAGUUUAAUGAUUAUUUGGACAUAAGAAAUUCUGUGCAUCCUCUUUUAGACUACAAUAGUCAAGUUAUGCCUACUCCUAACGAUGUGUUCGCUAGUCCUGAAUACAAUUUUACUAUAAUUACGGGACCAAAUAUGGGAGGAAAAAGUAUUUACAUCAAGCAAAUAGCUUUUAUGCAAGUUAUGGCUCAGUUAGGUUGUUUCGUUCCAGCCACAAACGCCGUCCUAAGACUUUGUGAUCGUAUUUUCUCCAGGAUAGGCUUUAAUGAUAGCGUCGAGCUAAAUGCUUCCACAUAUGUUAUUGAGAUAAAGGAAAUACAACACAUAUUGAAAGGGUUGACUCGAUGUAGCUUAGUAAUAAUAGAUGAGUUAUGUAGGGGCACAUCAGUCGAAGAAGGUACGACCAUAGCAUGGGCAAUAUGCGAAGAGCUAAUAGCAAGUGAAGCGUUCACAUUUUUCACAACACAUUUCAUGUAUCUUACUAGAUUGGAAGAUCUGUACUUCAACGUUGUUAAUCGACAUACAGCCGUUGCACAAGAAGGCAUGGAAAACUCUGAAAAAAGACUCGUUUAUAAACACAAAAUAGAAUUAGGAAUAUCCAAAAUUGACCAUUAUGGCCUAAGCUUAGCGGCUAAAACUAAUUUGCCUGAAGAAACCGUGAACCUGGCUAAAGAAUUGGCUCAAUUAAUUUCAAUAAGGAAAAAGCAAGAUUUUUCAAAUAGAGUAGAUGACACUAACAUUUUUAACAUAAACGAUAACGAUAUAGAAUCACUAUCAAAAUUGGAUAAUUACGUAGAGUGUUUUAACAAAGAAUCCGAAACUGAUUCUGAUUUUGCCGAAGCUUUAACCCAAAUGAUUGAAGAAUGUAGUUCAACCUCGAAACAAAGCAGUGACAUAGUAUCCACUGACGAAGAGUUAAUGGAAGAAACUGUUAAUGAAAUAACGAAUGAAAUUCAGUUGGAAAAUCUAAUUCUCACUCCCCCGCCAGAUUUCCGGAAUAUGUAG
This is a messenger RNA of Zerene cesonia (dogface butterfly), 3069 nucleotides long. Its product is annotated as mutS protein homolog 4-like. Gene Ontology annotation, cellular component: nucleus. The transcript has 19 exons. Gene Ontology annotation, molecular function: ATP-dependent DNA damage sensor activity; mismatched DNA binding; ATP binding. NCBI's taxonomy places the organism in Eukaryota, Metazoa, Arthropoda, Insecta, Lepidoptera, Pieridae. Gene Ontology annotation, biological process: mismatch repair; reciprocal meiotic recombination. The coding region runs from base 145 to 3069 and encodes 974 amino acids. The record is from RefSeq and is a predicted model, not a curated record.